Molecule: messenger RNA, 1014 nt
Organism: Cetraspora pellucida
Lineage: Eukaryota; Fungi; Glomeromycota; Glomeromycetes; Diversisporales; Gigasporaceae
Source: the annotation of a GenBank genome assembly
AUGAGUACACAAAAUGUCUAUAGUGAUAAUAUAUCUGAAUGUGAAUCAGAAAAUUACAGUGAUUAUGGUUCCGACUAUGAGCCUGAUAUUGAGACCAGUACUAUUAAGUCUCUGUCAUCCCAACCCCCUAAAGUAGAAGAACAAAAGUUCAAUAAGACAUAUAUUUUAUGGCAGGAAAAAUUCAAUGAUAAAUUUACAAAAAAAGACUUACUAAAUAAAAUCUGCGAAAUUGCCUCCUUGUCUGCUAGAUAUAUGUCAAACAUUAAAGACUCAUUGGAAGAUGUAUAUUUAUGGGACUAUCUCUUACCUAAUUAUGGAGCAAAAGAAGGAAUCAUUGUAGAUGAUAUCUCAGAAGUAUAUGGUUUAUCUGAAAUACAUGAAUGUAUUAACGGGCAACGACCACUAAGGGCUGUAAUUAAUAUUGAUGCAUUACAAGAAAAUAUAGAAUCUGAAAAAGUUAAUGCAAAGAAUGUAUUUAUUCGUAUUUGUUGUUUAUACAUAAGAGCAUUAUAUAUGAUUCUUAAUUGUAGCUGGGAAGAGAUUUUCGAAGGAUUAGUAAUUGCCACAUCUUCUGAUUUCAAUAAUGGAUGGGAUGAACUUGAUCAUGCAAGAGUACAACCACCUGAUAGUGCAGGAUUCGAAUAUGGUUGUGUAUAUGGAUAUGGAUCAUUCAUUGUGAAAUGUUUUCAACAAAGUAGAGAUGAACAAGGGGUAAUUUUCAACAACCUAUCUAUUGCAGAAAAAAUCCAACAGAAAAAUAAAAAUAAUAUUCCACCACCGGUUAUACGUAAGAUAAAGGGUUCAAAAUUUCCAUGGCCUUUCUUAGAAAUGCCAGCUUGGGUUAAUUGCGAUUUCCCUCUUAUUGCAACAGAAGUUUAUAAAGAGCAAUAUGUAGAACCUUUACCUAAUAAAGGGGAUGUAUAUGUAGGCUCACCUUGGGGGAUGGAAAAAACUCAUACCUUAGAACACCUUACUAUUCUUGAAAGUAUAAAUUUGCUUGCUUUAUCUAUAUGA